Messenger RNA from Cuscuta campestris, 828 nucleotides. NCBI's taxonomy places the organism in Eukaryota, Viridiplantae, Streptophyta, Magnoliopsida, Solanales, Convolvulaceae. The record is from the annotation of a GenBank genome assembly.
GGGAAUAUUUUUUUUUUCAAAAUAAAAGAGAAAAACACACCAUAAUCAUCCACUUCAUUCAUUUGCCAGAUUUAACAAUGGCAGCUUCAUCAUUAUCGUCCUCAAUUGGUUUCCAAGGCCCUAAUUCUUCUGCAGCCUGCUUGAGCGGCGGCAUUGAUCCUGCAGGAAUUCCAUUGCCGCCUUCUGCUUCCUCCCCAGAUACAUAUAAUCCACUAAAGGGAUGGCUGAUUGGGAUUUUGAUAUCAGCCGUUAUUCCAUUUUUCCGUCACAAAUUAGGGUCGUUUAUGCAAAUCAAAAAUGCUAUAAGUGAGGUGGAAGAAGUGGUCCACGGCGUGGAAAAGGUGGCAGAGGUGGUGGACAAGGCGGCCGAAGAAAUCGGCGGCAAGCUCCCCGCCGGGAAAUUGAAAGAUGCGGUGGGAGUAGUGGAACGGGCGGCUGAGAAAGCCGAUAAGGACGCGGAGGCGUUAGGAGAAAUAAUAGACAAGGUGGAAGAAGUGGAAGAGACGGUCGAAGAGGGCGUGCAGUCGUUGGUGGAGUUGGCGCGCCACCAAGCUCCGGCCGGGGGUAGAUAAAAUACUCCUUAUAGACCUGCCGCCAGAAUAGAAAUUUUCUAAAACUAAUUGAGUUUGAUACUUUGAUAAAAACGUUACUUUUCCAUUUAUUUUUUGGUGAAAUUUGUAGUCCCUCCCUCCUAAAAUUAAUUUCUCAAUUUGACUUUUGCAGUCAAACUUUUUAAACUUUGACCGUUGAUUAAGAAAAAAAUACAUUGAAAUUUCAUAUAAAUUUAUUAGAAAUAGAUUUAUUUUGGAAUAUAGUUUUGAAAUAUAU